CUCACUGAGAUAGAAAUGUAUACAUCUCAGUGACAACAUUGUAUCUUUAAGACGGCAAGCCUCGCCGCGGCUGUAGAAGUACAGUACUUUACAAAGGUUUUUGCAAUUUUCUUAUCGUGUUAGAGCGAAACCGUGUUAUAGGAUGCCGUGUUGUAGGAGGGUUCGCGCAAUUUACGAAUCGUGUUAUAGCGAAACCGUGUUAUAAGAUGCCGUGUUGAAGGGCUACCUGUAUAGGGAAAAGCGUGUGAAAGCAGUUGUAAAGGCUACGGUACUGGUUCGGCCGCCCCACCAUCUCAAAAAACCCAGGAUGUCGUGGUGUCGUUGUCGUGUCGUCAGUGUAGACAGUACUUUACCUGUAGAAUCAUAAACAGAAAGGGAAAUUGUACCUCAUCUUUGUUCUAAAAAAAAAUCAAUAAAUUCAGACAAACGAGGGGCGCUUCAAUCGACUCUCCCUACUCUUCCAAUGUAAAUCGUCGUCUCUCUACUGCGAGUGAAACGACGAUGAGGUUACAGGGAUGUUUACGUUUCGAUUCACUCGCGAUAGAGUGAAAACAAAUAAUCGGACAACGAGAAAAUGUGAACGGAGGGGAGGAAAUUGAGUCGAUGAACAUUUGAGAAGGUAUCAUGUUUUUCCCGAUUGGCUGGCCACGGGUUCUGAACACCGCCGAACCGGAGAACGUGACAGCGGUCGUUUGCAACAGGGACAAGAUUCUGUUUGCUGUUCUAACUACCGACACGCUGACCAUUUGGUACUGCAAGCCUUGCGUGCCGAUCGUUUUCAUACGAAGGACAGCGGAUUCUCUAAGGAAACAUGGCGAGAACGUUCUAUUGCAGUGGCGCCCGGACUCCAGCAUGCUCGUCAUCGCUACGUCGGACAGUUAUUUGCUUUUCUAUCGCCUGCAAGAUACCGGACCAGAGGGGAGAGGAUUGUACGAGCAGAGGGACUCACCUGUGACCAGCCUGAAACGCGACAGCGCCGAACUGUUCAUAAAGGAAGUGAUUCCAUCUCUGGUCCUCACUUUCGAGAAAUCAGCGUGGAUAGAUGGAGGGAUCAGUUCUCUGGUCUGUAUCCGCGAUGAAUUGAUGGUCGCGACGAAAACCAGCCACGUGGUGAGGCAAAAGUGGGACGGGACAGUGAACAGGGACUACUCCCUCGAUUUAAGAAGGAUUCCUUUCAGCGUCGAUCAACAAAUCUCGACGGUAGCUGUCCCCUUGACAGAGAAUAACAUCUACGUAACGGACAUCGAGUAUUCUCCCCUUGUCGGAGGAUUUGCGAUCGUUUUAAACAACGGCAAGGCAGCGUUUCUCACUGCGCAGUCCCUAAAAUUCGAUCCGAACCAAGUACAGGGGAUCUGGGCCAGAGACCUCGAAGAUGCGACGUGCGCGGCGGUUAAUCACAAAUACCGGCUGAUAGCCAUCGGCAGGCAGAAUUCCGAGGGCGUCGUUUAUUACGUGGACGAUACUACAGGCAGCCUGGAGAUGUCGCAUGCUCUCAGCCUGUCUUCUAAGGAUUAUCCAGGGAGGCCGGGGCGCGUUCGAUGCCUCCGAUGGACGCCGGACAGCUGUGCCAUCGCUUUGGCCUGGGAAGGAGGCGGCCUGGCUAUUUGGAGCACCUUCGGCGCGCUUCUACUCUGCACCUUGAAGUGGGACUACGGUUUAAGAGUAGAUCUAACUCGCGACAAUCCCCUGCACAUCCACACAAUGGAGUGGUCUGCCGAAGGAUAUCAGCUAUGGAUGCUUAGGGAGUCCCCUGGACCUUCUCUGACCGAGGAGAACGACAACGACAGAUCCAACUUCAAGUGUUCUUUAAUACAAUUGGAUUUCGUGAAGAGCCCACUGACCGUCAAUCCUUGCAUGGGACAGCACGGACAUUUGUAUUUGCAAGGCGAGGAUAGGCUGUAUUUGAACCUUGGCGGUGGUGUUUCGACCCAUGCUAACAAUUUUCAUAUUGGAAAUGAAAUUCCUAACGAUACGAUCAGCCAGACGUUGGCUGGGUGCAAGCAGUGGCUCGUAGUUCCCAUACCGUCGGCUUACAGCGGCGCAAAUUGGCCCAUACGAUAUACUGCGAUCGACAGCGAGGGGAUGAGCCUGGCGGUGGCAGGGAGAACCGGCUUGGCCCAUUACUCGCUCCCAUCUCGGAAAUGGAAGCUGUUUGGUAACGAGACUCAAGAAAGGGACUUUAUAGUCACCGGGGGUUUACUCUGGCACCGGGGAUUCCUAGUAGCCAGCAGUUAUUCCAUUUUAGACGAUAAGGAUGAGGUCAGGAUUUAUCCACGUGAUUCGCGGCUGGACAAUAAUUACGUGAGGACUGUCAGAAUGCCGUCGCAGGUGUUGCUGUUGAACACGUUGAAGGAUAGGUUGCUGACCUUCUGUGCCAAUGGACAAAUCAGUAUUUAUGACAUGGUGCUGGAGACUAAUGGGAAUGAGACUUAUGAACAACUCGAUAUCUCGUCAGAUUCCGGGAGUAUUGACCUGACCAGACUUCAAACUGUUGAUAUCAGCGGGCUGUGCGUGCAUCCAGCCUGCGUAGUCAGCGCUACGCUCACUACUAUUCGUGCCGAAACAGCUGGCAGCCACCCUCAUCCCGAAAGUCUCUUAUUAAAUGUCUCAGGCCGGCUUCUGAUGGUCCAGAGAGAACACUGCAACGACAAUCCAGAAAUGUUGUAUAGCUGCAGCGCGCCUACGGUGUUGGCUUCAUGCGUGGAAAACGUCUGGGUGCCAUGGAGGUCUCGCAGGGACAAGCCCCACUUGACCGAGGCUCUUUGGCUGUUCUGCGGGGCUCACGGGAUGAGAGUCUGGCUGCCGCUGUUCCCCAGGAAUCAUCAGGAGAAGACCCACACGUUCAUGAGCAAGAGAAUCAUGCUGCCUUUCCAUUUGAGGAUCUACCCUCUCGCUAUCUUGUUCGAGGAUGCGAUUUUACUCGGUGCUGAGAACGACACGGUUCUCUUCACGUCUGAUACCAACUCGCCCUUCUCGUUACCCUUCAGUUUAUUAGAAUUGACGAGUCAAGUGUACCUGCACCAGAUACUCCGGCAGCUGAUCCACCGUAACUUAGGCUAUCACGCGUGGGAAAUUGCCCGCUCCUGUUCAGCACUGCCAUACUUCCCCCAUUCGCUGGAGCUGCUGUUGCACGAGGUCCUCGAAGAAGAGGCGACAAGCAAGGAGCCAAUCCCGGAUGCCCAACUGCCAUCCAUAAUAGAGUUCAUCCGCGAGUUCCCUGGCGUCUGGGCCAGGGCGGUCGUCCAGUGCGCGAGGAAAACUGAGAUCGCUUUAUGGCCUUACCUCUUCUCCGUCGCUGGCCCACCGAAAAAGUUGCUACAAGACUGUUUGCAGCGACAACAGCUGGACACUGCUGCCAGUUAUUUGAUCAUCCUGCAAAACUUGGAACCUUCCACCGUGAGUAGACAGCAUGCGACGCUGUUGUUGGAUGCUGCGUUGGAACAGGGAAGGUGGGAGUUGUCUAAGGAUCUCGUUAGAUUCUUACGAGCAAUCGAUCCUAACGAUGUCGAGUCGCCAAGAACGUCUUGGGGCGGGACAUCAAAAUUAGGAGGGCCUCCGCAGACCCCGCCGCUCUCGCCACACGAAGACGACUUAUCCCUAGUAUUAGGGACCAUGCAAGUGUCGAGGAGUCGAAGCUACAGCACGACAGCGACUCCGAAAGUCCAAUCGGAUUCCGUGACGAAAGACAUAGCACCAUCCUCGAUGUUAGAAAAGACUAGGAACGUCGUGAUGAGAAGGAAGAAGUCUGUACCGGCUAACACGUCAAAGAACGAGAAAACCGACACGAAAGAAGGUUCGGCGGAAGAAUUCUUCAUCGACGUGAUCCUGCAGCGGCACGCGCGUCGCCUGCUGUCAGCCAAGCGUCUGGCAGACUUAGGGAGGUUCGCAGCGCGGCUGGAUUUCCAUUUAGUGACCUGGUUCGCCCGGGAACGAGACAGGGCAGCUAAGAUCGACGACUACGUCGCUGCACUCAAAGUUGUCCACGAAGAUUUCUCGUUCGCUUACCCCGUACUGUCCCUGCCGACCCUCCAGAAGUACCGACGAUCCAGUCUAACUUCUCUGAGGUCCAUCCGAUCGAUGGAGAGCCCCGAAGAGGACUCGAACUUCGCUGUGGACCUGCCCGACAGCGGUUACACCAGCUUACCCAGCGGCAGGCCCCCUUACACCACUUUAGUUUCGCCUGUUGCCAGCUUGGAAACCCAGUUCCCGGCUGCUGAAACGAAGUUGAACGCAAACAUGCACGAUUCGAACAGCGUUAUAAGCGACACGAGCACUAUUUGGCGCGACGACACAGAGUCAAUCGUCGGCACAGGCGUCGGGACCGUCUGCUGGAUCUCACCGGACCCAGUGGAACAAACCGAGGUGCACAACGCAUCGCCGUGCGCGCCGGUAAGCCGAGCGGAGGUCCAGCUGAGGUACCUCCUCCAAUUGUUUUUGGAAGGAGGCUGCCUAGGCUGGGCCGCGGUACUGGCUACCGUUUUAAGAGACGCCCCGGCCAUGGCGAGAACCGUACGAGCAGCACACGCUCCCAUGCAGACAUUCGAUUCGGUGAUUAACCUUAGGGACGGGCUUUUGACGCUAACUCGAUGGUCCCACAGCGAAUGUUUGGGUUACAGGCCCUUCGUGUCAGGUAUUCAAGGGCAGGUCUCGCAUCUGAAUCGAUUGAUCGUCGCGAAGCAGCAGCAGGAACAGGAACAGAUACCGGAGAGCCCGUCGCCGAGCCCAGCACCUUCUGCUGGUAGUAAUCAGCGAGGAAAUCUGUCGAGGUCCAGGCAUUCCUCUAUCAGCCAUGCCUCUGCCAGUUCGCCCUUGGAGGAGGAGAGGGUCGAGUUGACUCUUAGCGUCGAGGACGCAGCGUUUCGCGGAAGUUACAGCAAUCUUGAAAAUGCGGACAAUAAUAAUUCACAGUCCACCUGCGUGGUCUCCUAAGUUUAUCAGCGGAAUUACAAUAGAGAAACUUUGUUAAGAAAUUUAAUCGGGCUUCUAAGGGUGGAAGAAUGUUUUUUAUCGACUUGUAAAUAUGUUUAAUUAACUGUUAACGUGGUCAAUCAGAAAUCGACGCGACCUGGCAACUCUUCCUUUCUUCAUAGACAAUAUGUAAAGUAAUUUCUAUGAUGUAAACAGAUAGUUCGUACAAUAAUCGCAAUAAUUGUGAUCGAAUCGUUUAAAAAUAUUACCGUCCCGUAAUAAUUCUGUUGUUCCUUUAGGUAAACCGAUGUCAAUAAUACGGUAGACGUAGGUAAUUGACGAUCAAUACUCAUAUACAGCAAACUCUCACUACUUAAUUUUGCAAAUCGACCGUUCAUAUUUCUGUUUAAUCGAAAUGAAUAUUGUAUAAGGGUUUUCAAUAAAAUUUUCACGCGACUGUUAUUAAACGUA
Ceratina calcarata is the source of this 5379-nucleotide messenger RNA. It is a transcript of the gene Rich, whose product is annotated as guanine nucleotide exchange factor subunit Rich. The coding region runs from base 625 to 4929 and encodes 1434 amino acids. The record is from RefSeq and is a predicted model, not a curated record. Gene Ontology annotation, biological process: intracellular protein transport; retrograde transport, endosome to Golgi. Gene Ontology annotation, cellular component: Golgi membrane; Ric1-Rgp1 guanyl-nucleotide exchange factor complex; cytosol. NCBI's taxonomy places the organism in Eukaryota, Metazoa, Arthropoda, Insecta, Hymenoptera, Apidae. Gene Ontology annotation, molecular function: protein binding. The transcript has 14 exons.